UGUGUUCCGCUUUGGCGGUAAUGAGCCUGUGGGGCGCUUCAGCGUCUCACAAUAAAUCUCACGAAGAAGAAGAAGACAAUAUGCACGCUUGCUGGUGUCGCUGAUGCAGUGCACUGAGGGAAACGGUCAUAAAGUUUGAAGUGGGUCUUUUGGCCAAUGUUUUGAUAACCGACCGCAGCCAGCGGACAGAGAGCACCAGCGGACUGACUACUUCCCACGUCCGGACAAACCGUUUGUCUGACCACUGGCGUCACUGCAAAAUAAAGACUCAACAUGACAACGCCGGUUUCCGUGCUUCGCCUGCCAAAAGGACCCGACCCCAACAGCCGAGGAUUUGACCCUAAAUCUCCUCGCUUCAUCGCUCUCUGCCGAACCUCCAUUGCCACUUCUCCUGCUUCCGAGGCAGAUGCUGAGCAACUGCCAAGAGAGCAGCAUGCCCGAUCCGUACUAAGAGAGAGUUUCCUCCGAUGUCUCCUGUCCAUGGCCAACAAGAAGAUUCAGUUUCACAUGUACGAGCGGGUGAAUGUGGAGGCCACCUUCAGAGCAUCCGACAUCGACGUGUUGAAUUUUCAGGUGUCGGACCUGCACACUCCCAUCGGCGUGCAAAAAGAGGCUCUGAUCCGGUGUCAGGAUGUGAUUUUAUUCACUUUUGAUGCAUGAAUACUAAAGGCUUCUUUUCCUGCCCAAACAGAAUAUUCAUUUUGUAAUGAGCACUCGGCACUAUGAAGUCUCGUUUGUUGUUGCAAGGGAGCUCAGAUUUCAAAAUGUGAGAUAGUUUAUACAUUUUGUUAUAAUAAUAUAUAUAUAUAUAUAUAUAUUUGUCUUCAGGUGCGGUUGUAUAUUGAUGUUUUCAGUCUCUACGCGCCACUUCAUCCAUGGUGCUGUGUGAGAAGUUAACUAGUUAAAAAGCAGUUCCACCUUUUAAGCACAAGAGGGAGUCUAUGCCUGUGUUUUAAGAGCCAGGAAAGAGACCUUUGUGAGAAUGAUUUACUUUCUGUAGAUAGUCAACACUGCUAGAAAGUGGUUAAUACUGUACAGGUGCUCAAGUUGAAAUGUCAUUACUGAGGCAAAUGAAACGCUUACAUGUCUUUUGAGUAAAACACUUCUGUUUUUAAGGGGUUUUUUGUUUGGGGGAAGAAAAAAACCUGAAAAUACCUGAAAAAAAAUUGUCUCACAAAUCUUGAUGCUGCUUAAGAUAAGAAAUUCUAACU
Pungitius pungitius (ninespine stickleback) is the source of this 1211-nucleotide messenger RNA. It is a transcript of the gene gemin7, whose product is annotated as gem (nuclear organelle) associated protein 7. The transcript has 3 exons. Gene Ontology annotation, cellular component: SMN-Sm protein complex. Bases 274 to 660 code for a protein of 128 amino acids. Gene Ontology annotation, biological process: spliceosomal snRNP assembly. The record is from RefSeq and is a predicted model, not a curated record. NCBI's taxonomy places the organism in Eukaryota, Metazoa, Chordata, Actinopteri, Perciformes, Gasterosteidae.